This is a messenger RNA of Branchiostoma floridae (Florida lancelet), 2362 nucleotides long. Its product is annotated as coiled-coil domain-containing protein 150-like. Bases 203 to 1564 code for a protein of 453 amino acids. NCBI's taxonomy places the organism in Eukaryota, Metazoa, Chordata, Leptocardii, Amphioxiformes, Branchiostomatidae. The transcript has 11 exons. The record is from RefSeq and is a predicted model, not a curated record.
CAUCUCGUUCCCGGCCUAAGUGAUCACGUGAUAUCUCACCAAUAACGACAGGGAAGCCAAAAUGGCCGCCAGUUCAACUUGUUUGAAAACAAGAAAGUCACGGAAACCGGCGUUUUCUCGAAUAUCAAGCGCAGUUUAGAAGGGAAGUCAUACCGACUGGCUUUCUAGGAGCACCUUAAUCGAAAGUGCCUAUAGUGGCAAAAUGUCACGCCAACGACAAGUCAUCCCCGCCUCACGGGGGCCCCCAGGGUCACCAACCAAGGACACUCUGCACGUCUUAGAAAGUCGUCUCCAGUCCACGGAGGGCGACACCCACAGUCUUCUGUCACAGCUAGCUGAGAUGGGGUUUGAUCCACGUGUGAUCAUGUCACAACGACAGGCCGGAUCACAGGCCCUGGAUCCUGGCGUACAGGGUCCCAUCAGUCCGUUCCAGCACAGGGCAGCUCAGGUGGCCCCCGAGGUGCUGCAGAAAAAGUAUGAGGAACUAGUGGCGAGGGUGUGCAGGACUGAGAGCACUAUACAGUCACUGAAGCUGAACCUGGUUACACUGCAGGCUGAGAAAGACUUGAGGGGGAAAGAUACUCAGGGAGCCAAUGAACAGAUGGCGGCUGCUGUGGAGGCUUACGACCGCGAGGUGAAGAAGUUGAAAGGUCGUCAGGAGCGGUUACAGAGAGACGUGGAGGAGGCUGAGAACAGGAGGGAGACGGCAGUCCUGGAUGUACAACAGUUACAAAAUGCACUGGAGGUCUCCAACACUGAGAAGAGUGAGCUGACAGCUAGGUAUGAAGAGUUAAAGGGCACGAAACAAAAGUUGUCAAGAAGGCUAAAUGAGAUAAAAGAAGAGCUGUCCCGUGAAAGCAGUCUCCGGGCCAGUCUUGAGGAAUCCCAUGCUACACUUCUGACCAGAAUACACAGUAUGGAAGGGGUGGUGGAAACUGAGAGGCAUGAGGUCGACACGCUGUCUUCAGACUGUAAUGUACUGAGGAAGGAGACUAUGCAGGCAAGGGAUGACUUAAAGAAGGAACAGAUGAUACGAGAACAGAUGGAAGAGUUGGUCAGGACACUCAGGGCAGAAACUGAAAUAAGGGAAAGAGAGAUGAAAAAAUUUGUAGGAGAACAUCAGGUAAACCAGAGGAUAGUUGCUGACCUGAAGAGACAGAACGUGGAGCUGAGAGGAGAGGCAGAAAAUGCUCGAAGGAUCCUCCAGGAGCAGAAGGAGGCCUAUCAUCAGCUGGAGAAGGAGAACCAGGAGGCCCAUGAAGCCCUGAAGACUGCCUCAGGAGAGAUCGCUAAACUCAUGUCUGAUCACCAACAGGCACUCAAGCUGGAGCAGGAGAAAGUGACUGUUCAGCUAAAGGAGCAGGACAGGGCACUGCAGACCCACAAGGACCAUGUGUCAGGACAGGUGGAGCAACACAGACAGGAGAAGGCCACAGUACAGAGGGAAAAUGAGGAACUGAAGUCAAAGAUCUCUAGUCUGGAGAGGGACCGGCAGCAAAAGGAAGACAAAAAUGUGGAACAAGUGAAGAAACUGGUAAGAAACUUCAUUUAUAUUGUAUUAUGAUAUACUAGUCUAUACUAAUUUGUAGUAACAAAAAAAAAGUGUUGAGAAAUACUGUUGCAAUUUUUCCUUUAAUUUUGUCUCUUAUUUACCCUUAUCUAUGAGUUUACAGUACAAUUUACACGUACAACAUGUAAUAGUGUGCACAGCUGUAUUAUGAUUUUUUCUACUGAUCAACAAAUGAUACGUUUGUAUGUCACAUGUGAAUUCAAUCUCCCUAGUAAAAAUCAUUUAGCUCAUUUUUUGCUUCUUGGUAAAUAACUGAUUCCUGCUUGGAGGGAUAAGACUUUGUGCACAAUUCAUUCCUAAUUGCUUUAAAAAUGGUUUGUACUAAGCUUUUACUACACACGAGAGAAAAGAUUUCCUAGGACAUAUAUUAGCACUGUGACAGUAUCAUUUAGAAAGAGUACUGUCAACAGAAAAAAAGUAAUAUACCAGGCUUACACCAGAUGUUUUCAAAGGGAUGCAUUUUGUUUAGAUCAUUGAGUUUCUUCUAAGCUGUCCUCUUGUUAACAGCAUUCUUUGCUUAAUGGCUGGAGGCAAAAUACAAUUAACUAGAAUCACUGCACAAUGGUAAGCAAACUGGGCACUUAAGUAGGUAAAACCAAUUAGUGUCUAGGGAUUGUAUAUUAGAAAUUCUACUGUGAAAUCGUGAUUGAAAAUUAAAGGCUUUGAAGACUACACUUGCUGCAAGUUGAAAGUUCAUAAGAAGCCCUUUCACUUCAAACUGGCCUUGACAUGGCAUACAUGCAUGGAAUGUGUCCUUCGUCCUACUCCAUACUAGCUAUAAUAACAACAAAA